AUGACACCGGCUGAGAUGCUAUUAAGCUUAAUAAGAGGUCCAAAAGUGUAUGCAUACAUUCGUCGUCAUAACACAGUUUUCCCGAGUAAUUCAUUGGAAUAUGUGAGUGAAACAAUGUUAACAGUUAUGAAUGGAUGUUAUACAGUAUGUUCAGUGGUUUCACCAUUUCUUCUUUUGAUUGCUUAUAAUCGUUCAUUAUUGAAUGGAACAAACUUUAUGAUGUUAGCAAAAUUUACGGUAACAUAUUAUGUAAUAGCGAUUGGUAUGAGAACUAUCGGAAGAAUAUUUAAUCCAGAAUAUCGUCGAUUUGCUGAUACAUUAUUUAAAGCUCAUUUGCAUGGUCAAAAUGCGAGUUCACUAUUAGUAGGAUAUGAUUACGAGUUAUUUGCUGCACCAAUUGAUUUUCGUGCUCGUAAAGAAUCGCGAAAAUAUUUCGAAACACCAAGAAGAUUUACAGCUACUGGAAAUAUAUUAUACACCGCGUUACGUGAUCGUCUAUCAUACAAUAUUGCUUAUAGUUUUGCGCGUGUGCUUGUUUAUCCUGGUUCAGCAGCAUUAUUGAAUAAAUUAAUUCAAUCAUUUUUGAUUGAGAAUCGAAGGAAACUUGUGAUCGAAAAGGGUGCUAUGCGAGGUGUUUUAAUGACAAGGGAAGGUAAUCGAGUAGAUAGUAUGUUUGUUGAUCGUCGAGAACAGGGAGAAAAUGGUGAUAUUCUGGUUGUAACAUGUGAGGGAAAUGCUGGAUUUUAUGAAACUGGUAUUAUGCCAACACCACUUACACUAAGUUAUUCUGUGCUUGGAUGGAAUCAACCUGGAUUUGGUGAAAGUAGCGGUUUGCCAACACCGAAACAAACAGUUGCAUCAAUUGAUGCUGUUAUUCAAUAUGCAAUACAUAAGUUAGGUUUUGAGGAAGAGCAAAUUGUUAUCUAUGCAUGGUCAAUUGGUGGAUUUCCAGCAACAUGGGCUGCUGCUAAUUAUCCAAAUAUCAAAGUACUGUUUGAUUCCGUUAAAUUUUAA
Molecule: messenger RNA, 1014 nt
Organism: Brugia pahangi
Lineage: Eukaryota; Metazoa; Nematoda; Chromadorea; Rhabditida; Onchocercidae
Source: the annotation of a GenBank genome assembly